UUGAGAGUUUCCCGCUGCCGUCAGCAGGAGUCUUACCUGUCCUUCAGUUGUUCUGCAGUAAAAAUGCUAACUACUGGCAAGAUGGACAGGGUUUUAGACAUUACAGAAAUUCACAGACAACUCGGUUCUUGGAACAGCUGCAGUCGAUCGCAGAAAACAACAACUUCUUUGCUCCAGAGUUUACUCCCAAGCAGAUGGAUGACAUUCCGAGGAUCUACAAGAGCAUCAUUGAUGACCCAGCCAACCUGAGGGACCAGUUCGAGAGUGUUAAACAGUUGAAUUUUUCUUCAGUGCUCCAAAAUCCUGACCAACUGAGGCAGUACCUGGUUCAGAACCUGAGUCUGCCAGCCGUUGACGCUAACGCAAUGAUACACUCCACAGUGGAUAUGAAUGAGGUAUACAGGCUGUUGUUUGGGACAGAUCUUAAAACCACCCCUAGGCACAUGCUGGUCCGUGUGCAGAGAAGUCUCCCGGACUUUAAUUCUCUGAAGUUAGACAAAGAAAACUCUGUGCAGCAGCUAAAGGCCGUGAUGAACACUGUGGUGGAUCACAUCCCCAGUGUAAAGGAAGGACUACUUUACAAGAUGGUGAAAAGUGGAGAGAUACAAAGAGAGGAGGAAGUGAUGCGGCUUAUUCCGUCUCUGCUGGGACUGUUAGAUUCUGAUGAUAAAGUGGAUCCCCAAAGCAUGGCAGAACUUCUUAAGAUCUUGUUGAUUUCACCGAUGACCUUGAAACGAGUGUCAUGCGAGAAGGGAGAGUUGUCACGCGUUCUCCAUCCCUACCAUCCAUAUAACACCUCCUCUCUGGAUGAUGCCCAGAUCCACCUGUGUAACUUGACAAGUGAUCAGGUGGAGCAGCUGUCUGAAGAGCUCAAGUCAGAAAUCAACGACUCCACAAUAAUAAGUGUGCUUCACCUGGACAAAGCAAACUUCACAGAGGCUGAGCGAAGGAUUCGUCAGUUCCUAUCUGAUUUGGAAGAGUUCUACAUGUUCCAGCGUAACCUUGAAGAACUGACCUACCUGUCAAGGUCGCUCCCACAAGACGCUUGCCCACCCACACCCGUGCCCAACAUCACCAUGGCAACCACGCACAACGAGACUGAUGAAGAAUCAGGACAGUCAUUUGAUGAGGAAGGAGUAGAAAAUAAUAAGCCUCACAAACCUCAAAACAAGUUUGCUGGUUUGUUGAAAAUCUGGUUUGCCAUGCAGAAGAUAUUUUGUGGAGAAGAUCAUGAAAUUCCUAAAAAGAAACUGAAGCAUUUCAAAGAUGUGAAGGGUUUGGAUGGGAUCAGCCAGCAGGACCUGAAUGAAUUAGGCUUCACGGCCACACAACAACAAAACCUGGGUAUAUUGUUACACCUGCUGUACAGCAACCCUAAAGUGCUGUAUUCUCCAAACAACACAGCUACUGAUGAGAUCAUCAAAGACGCCAAUUCAUCGUUUGUGAUGAUAGACAGAGCUAACGAAUACGCCAAUAAGUGGCUGAACAUAUCCACAAACCUGAGGGAUUACCUGGUGCUGAACAAGACAGCACAAAACUUGAUGUUCAUACAACGUAUACAAGAAGAUCUACGUAAUCACUCAUCCCUGUUGUCUCACGUUAAAAAAUAUCCCAAAUUACGCGAGUUUCUGAAAAUUCCUGUUCCGAACCAGACAAAAAUGCUCGACGACGUUGACACAAUUGACAACGCGGCAUGUAGCUGGAACAAUCUGAUGAGUGGCAUAAACCUGAACAUAUAUCAGGGUUUCGAGUCCGAGCCCCGGCUGGUGGAUUAUGUCCUGAAUCAUGCUUACGCCGAUAACGUCAGUGUCUUUGCCAGUGUGGUGUUUGAAAAUAUGGCCGACGGGAAACUGCCAGCUCACGUGAAGUACAAGAUCCGUCAAAAUGCAUCUUUCACGGAGACAACUAAACAUGUGCGCCCGGGAAAUUGGUACCCAGGUCCUGGGAAACACACCUACCCUUACUACCACUUUGGCUUUGUCUGGAUACAGGACAUCAUAGAGCGUGCCAUCAUCAACGUGCAGGUGGGCAAACCCGUUGUAGAACCGGGAACAUUCCUACACCAGUUCCCCUACCCCUGUUUCAGAGCCGAUAUUUUCCUCUUCAUGAUAGAGCAUGUGGUGCCACUGCUGAUGACCAUCUCGUGGGUGUAUUCUGUGGCAAUGCUGGUCCAGAGCAUUGUCUAUGAGAAGGAACAGAGACUCAAGGAGGUGAUGAAGAUGAUGGGACUGAACAAUGCUGUCCAUUGGUGUGCUUGGUUUAUCACCAGCUUCCUGCAGAUGAGUAUCACCAUGGCAACCCUGACUCUCAUGUUACACUUUGGAAACAUCAUCCAGUACAGCAACCCAGCCAUCAUUUUCUUGACGCUAGAAGUCUUUGCACUCGCUACCAUCUGGUUUUCGUUCCUGAUCAGUGUGUUGUAUUCGAAAGCGAAAGUAGCUGCUGCCUGUGCUGGGAUUGUGUACUUCCUAACCUACGUCCCAUACAUGUAUAUAGCUAUCAGAGAGGGGGUGGCCGGGGAUAAAGUAACUGCCCUUGAGAAGUCACUAGGAUCCCUUUUCUCCACGACAGCAUUUGGCCUUGGAGCCAAGUACUUCGCGUACUAUGAAGAGACAGGUGUGGGCGUACAGUGGAGUAACAUCCACAUCUCACCUGUAGAGGAUGACCAGUACAACCUGUUAUAUGUCAUCAUAAUGAUGCUAGUGGACUUUUUAAUCUACGGGUUACUCGUAUGGUACAUAGAGAAUGUGCACCCAGGCUCAUUCGGUUUGCCCAAACCUUGGUAUUUCCCCCUGACCAGGUCCUACUGGUGCGGCCAUUCGAAAAAUGACUCAGACCAGCUUUGUUUGGGCAUCAUUGAUUGGUUGAAGCAGAGAGGGCAUCACUAUAUGCCAAUCACAGAAGAGGACCAGGCUUGUGCCAUGCAGCAGUCAGACAUGGCGAAUGGGCAUCACUUUGAGCAGGACCCAAGCCACAUUCCCAUGGGCGUCAGUAUUAAUGGACUCAGUAAGAAAUAUAAGAAAAGUAACAAGCUGGCAGUGAACAGUUUGACCUUGAACCUAUAUGAAGGUCAGAUUACUUCAUUUCUUGGACACAAUGGAGCAGGCAAAACCACAACCAUGUCAAUACUGACGGGUCUGUUCCCUCCCACCUCUGGCUAUGCCACUAUAUAUGGUCAGGACAUCAGGACAGACAUGGACGCCAUCAGAAAGAGCCUUGGAAUGUGCCCCCAACACAGUGUCCUCUUUGAUAAGCUUACAGUAGAAGAACAUCUGUGGUUUUACGGAAGGCUGAAAGGUGUAUCACCAAAAGACAUCAAAGCAGAAAUGGCCAGGUUUAUCCAGGACGUGGGUUUACCUAACAAGAAGAAAUGUCGUGUAGACUGCCUGUCGGGAGGGAUGCAGAGGAAACUCUCAGUAGCUAUAGCCUUUGUGGGUGGAUCGAGAACUGUGAUUCUUGAUGAACCUACAGCGGGUGUAGACCCUUAUGCGAGGAGGGCUAUCUGGGACCUGCUUGUCAAGUACAAGGAAGGCCGUACCAUCCUGUUGUCCACACACCACAUGGACGAGGCUGACAUCUUGGGGGACAGAAUUGCUAUCAUCUCUAAUGGUCAGCUGAAAUGUGCGGGGUCAAGCGUCUUCCUGAAGAACACUUUUGGGGAUGGGUACCACCUGACCCUGGUGAAGAGAGCGAGGGAGGAGGAUACUCUUAGCACAGGUAGUUUACAGCAGGAUGAUCUGGACAUUUCCCAGAAUUCCAGUGUGACCUUCAGAAGUAAGUGCGAUGCCUCCAAGGUAACGACCUUCAUCAGCCAGCAUGUGUCAACAGCAUAUCUUGUCUCGGAGACCAAUCAGAUUUUGAGUUACAACCUUCCCUUUGAAGAGGCCAAGAAGGGAAAUUUUGAGAAACUGUUUGAAGCAUUGGACGGGAGUUUGGUUGACCUUGAGCUGUGCAGUUACGGAGUGGUGGACACCAGUUUGGAGGAAGUCUUCUUGUCUGUAACAGAGAAAGCCAAGCUUGAGGAUUCUAUUGAGAGUGAUACAAAGGAGUUGGAUUCAAUGAAAGACCCGGCUAAUGAUACGAUAAAUUCUGAUGAUGACGUCCCCUUGUUAUCAGCUGCUGGUGAGACCCUGGGGAACACAAACACAGGGUUAAACAGUGACGUAGAACUGCUGGAUGUGGGUGGGGAAAGUGAGGCAGGAUUACCUGGCCCUGUUAAUGAGCAUGAGCUUUUGUACGAACCCCCAGCAUCAUUCAGAAGAAACGAUGGUUAUGCCAGGCUAGAGUCCGAGGAAACCACGCCCAAACCUGUGUUAGAAGGACGAGGGUCGUACAUGAUGGAUGGAGCCCCACUGAGACUGAAUCAGUUCCGUGCUGUCAUUGUUAAACGGUUUUACUACAUAAAACGCAACUGGAAGGCUUUGUUUUCUCAGAUUCUCCUUCCUGCACUCUUUGUCUGUGUGGCCAUGACAGUAGCAUUGGCGGCACCCGGCCGUGGUGAACUUCCCCCACUCGAGCUGAGCCCUUCACAGUACUUCAACUUAACGCAGCCGCGGGGUAACUUUAUUCCGUUCUCCAAUCACAAGCCAUACACCACCUCUAAAAAGUUCUCAACUAGCGCUGGCCCAGAGGAGUUGAUUGACACUUUGCAUCUUGCAUCAGGCAUCGGCGCCACCUGUGUUCUUAAGUCACCGUUUAACAGCACUUUGGACAUGCAGCUGCUGAAGGGCUUGAACAACACACUGAAAAACUAUGAUUUACUGGCAAAGUAUUUUGAACCGAGCUGCCAAAGUGUGUUUGUACAUGGUCUUCCCUUGGAGAAUUUUGUUCCCCGUGCUCCAACUGUGUCAGCCUUUACUGAUGAGAACAACACCAUGUCAUCAGUGACCGCCUCACCAACGGAAAACAUUUAUUACCCAAAAUGUCGCUGUGUCAAGGACAAAUCGGGGUUUAUAUGUCAAAACAACGAUGGCCAUGACACCCCACCAGAGUUUAAAGUUGUUACCAGCGACAUCAUUCAGGACAUUGGUGCUACCAGUGACCAUAACUUCUACCUGUAUACCUCUAAUGAAUACAGACUGCAUAGGUAUGGUGGUCUUGCAUUUGGUGUGCAAAACACGGAAGUCCCUGAAAACUUUGGACAGCGCUCCCCCGCCUCUUUUCACAAACUAGCGGUGCGAGAGCUGUCUAAGGUCUGGUUUAAUAACAAGGGUUAUCACUCCAUGCCCACUUAUCUCAAUGUCAUCAACAACGCUAUCCUCAGAGCUAACCUGCCAAAGAGUAAAGGCAAUCCUGCGGCCUACGGUAUUACAGCUAUAAAUCACCCUAUGGAGAAAACCAACAACAAACUAUCCAUGGACAUUAUUCUGCAGGGCUCUGACGUUCUCAUCUCUAUCUUCAUCAUUGUGGCCAUGUCGUUUGUGCCCUCCAGUUUUGUCCUGUACCUGGUCUAUGAGAAGUCCAUCAAAGCCAAACACCUGCAGUUUGUCAGUGGCAUAGAUCCUGUCAUCUAUUGGCUUGGAAACUAUGUCUGGGAUAUGUGUAACUACCUGAUCCCGUCGGCGUGUUGUAUCGGCAUCCUGUUAGUGUUCCAGAUCCCAGCCUACUCCUCACCUUCCAACAUCCCCGUUGUCAUUGGACUCUUCCUACUCUACGGGUGGUCCAUGACACCUAUGAUGUAUCCAGCCUCAUUUGUGUUCAAGGAGCCAAGCACGGCCUACAUCUUCCUCAUUGUCAUCAACCUCUUCACUGGCAUCACUUGUGUCAUCUGCAGUUUCCUCUUAGAGAUUUUUUCUUACAAUAAGGAUUUGGAUGCUGUACAUCAGAACCUGAAAAACGUUUUCCUGCUGUUCCCUAACUACUGCCUGGGCAGAGGUCUCAUGGAUUUAGGGUUCAACGAGUACAAGAAUGAUUUCUUCUUUAAAACUGGUCAGUACAACCAGAUCCAGUCACCAUUCCAGUGGGAUCUGACAGGCAGGAAUCUUGUUGCAAUGGGAGUGAUGGGCCUGGUUUUCUUCAUCAUCACCAUCCUUUUGGAGCAGCGCUUCUUCAUUAGGCGCAGACAAAAGUCGUGGUCACCAAUGACAGUACAGGAUGAGGAUGGGGAUGUGGCUGCUGAGAGGAAGAGGGUCAUGAGGGGAAGUGGCAGACAUGACCUGAUCAGACUGGAGAAUAUCACCAAGGUGUACAAAACCAGGAAGUUGGGCCGUAAGUUGGCAGUCGAUCGGCUGUGUCUGGGAGUGCCAGAGGGAGAGUGCUUUGGCCUUCUGGGAGUGAAUGGUGCAGGGAAGACGACAGCUUUUAAGAUGUUGACAGGUGACAUUCGUCCCACAGGUGGAGAUGCCUGGCUUAAUAGAUACAGUGUGACUGGUGACCUGCUGAAGGUCCAACAGAACAUUGGCUACUGCCCUCAGUUUGAUGCUCUGUAUGACCAGCUCACGGCACGAGAACACCUCCAGCUGUAUUCACGCCUCAGAGGGAUACCACCCAAAGAUGAACGGCAGGUGGUAGACUGGGCCCUGAACAAGUUAUGCCUGAUGAGGUAUGCUGACAAGCCUUCAGGAACAUACAGUGGUGGAAACAAGAGGAAGCUGUCCACAGCCAUCGCUCUGAUUGGUCAACCUCCUGUCAUCUUCCUGGAUGAGCCUACGACGGGCAUGGACCCUCAUUCCAGACGAUUCCUCUGGGACAUCAUUCUUAGGCUGAUCAAAGAGGGCAAGUCUAUUGUCCUCACGUCUCACAGCAUGGAGGAGUGCGAGGCGUUAUGCACCAGGCUAGCCAUCAUGGUCAAUGGUCGCUUCCAGUGUUUGGGCAGUGCACAGCACCUGAAGAAUAAAUAUGGAGAUGGCUACACGAUGGGACUGCGACUCCAAGGCCCUGAUUAUGACAGGUCACUGUUCCAGGUCAAGCGCUUUAUAGAGAGGCAUUUUCCUGAGGCAGUGCUGAAGGAUGAGCAUCACAACAUCUUACAGUUUGAGCUAAAAUCCCCCAUACAGCUAUCCUAUGUGUUCAGUAAGCUAGAGGAAGCUCGCAGUGACCUGCCAGUAGAGGACUACUCCGUUAGUCAGAAUACACUGGACAACGUGUUUAUCAACUUUGUGUCUCAGCAAGCUGAGAUUGUGAGAGAAGCAGCAGAUUCGGGAGCUGACCUUCUGGACGUUCCCCCCAGAAGAGCGUCACAAGAGGCACCCAGGGAGCGCCCCAUUACAGAGCAGGACCUGGAGGAGGAAUACGAUGCCUUUGAUGCCACCUUUGACACAUCACAGACCCACCUGUCGUUCAACAUGGAGGAAGUAUAGAGAAUCCAAGCAGAGAAAGCUUAGAGCUCUAUUUUAUAACACGUGACCAGGAUAUCAACUGUUGCAUAUUCAUAACCUACUGUGAACGCUCUGGUUGGCUGAACCGCCAUAUUUGAAGCUGACGGUA
Liolophura sinensis is the source of this 7425-nucleotide messenger RNA. RefSeq names its product ATP-binding cassette sub-family A member 2-like. Gene Ontology annotation, biological process: transmembrane transport; lipid transport. The coding region runs from base 195 to 7298 and encodes 2367 amino acids. Gene Ontology annotation, molecular function: lipid carrier activity; ATP binding; ABC-type transporter activity. NCBI's taxonomy places the organism in Eukaryota, Metazoa, Mollusca, Polyplacophora, Chitonida, Chitonidae. Gene Ontology annotation, cellular component: membrane; intracellular membrane-bounded organelle. The transcript is spliced from 45 exons. The record is from RefSeq and is a predicted model, not a curated record.